AUGAACUUCUUCAGUCGCCAAAAGACAAAGUCUCCGGCAGACAACGUCAAGAGUCUGAGGGACAACAUCCUGCGCUUGGAGAACGCGACCGGUGAGGGGAGCAAGAAGGUGAGUCGAGCUGGUGCGAGUUUCGGACGCUGGUUGGGACUUCCUGGGUGUGCUUGCUCUGCCAUCCUAGCCACCCAUCACCUCCCACGCUGGGACAUAUCAGAUCGCCAGCUGACGCCGUCUUUCUACCCACAGAUCAAUGAAGAGAUCUCCCGCCAGAUCGCCGCUGUCAAAGCUGCCCUCUCUGGAGAGUCGGAUGGCGAGCCUUCUCCCGACAUUGUGGCGCAGGUGGCAAACGAGGUGUACGCGCAAGAUCUCUUGAGUCUCAUGGUGUUACACCUUGGACGAUUCGACUUUGAGGCCAGGAAAGACGUCUGCAAUAUCUACAACAUCCUCCUCCGCCGCCAGCUUGGCACUCGUUCUCCCACCGUCGACACCAUCGCCACCCGGCCCGACAUCAUCUUUGACACUCUCAAAGGCUAUGCCAACCCCGAUGUCGCGCUCAAUACCGGUAUGAUCUUGAAAGAGAUGCUGAGAUAUGAGCCCCUUGCGAGAAUAGUGCUCUACUCGGACCAGUUCUAUACGUUCCCUAAUUACAUCGAGAACACAUCUUUCGGCAUCUCCUGUGAUGCUCUGGCCAACAUGAAGGAAACGCUUACACGACAUAAACCCAUGGUCGCCCAAUACCUCGAAGCCAAUUAUGACCGGUUCUUCGCCAUGUACAACACCCUGAUCCUCUCAUCCAACUACGUGACCAAGCGUCAAUCCCUCAAACUCCUCGGCGAGAUCUUGCUCGACCGCGCCAACUACAACAUCAUGACGCGCUAUAUUGGAUCAGAGGCAAACUUGAAGAUGAUGAUGAACUUUUUGAGGGACAAGAGCAAGAAUAUUCAGUUUGAGGCGUUCCAUGUGUUCAAGGUGUUUGUUGCCAACCCGAACAAACCAGCUCAGAUUGCUAGUAUUCUGCGGAGGAACAAGGAUAAACUUCUGGUAUUCCUCAAAGAAUUCCACAACGAUAAAGAUGGUACGUUAUAUACUUUUCCGAGCUUGCAGACGCUAACGGGUCAUGUCAGAUGA
This is a messenger RNA of Cryptococcus wingfieldii CBS 7118, 1125 nucleotides long. RefSeq names its product calcium binding protein 39. Bases 1 to 1125 code for a protein of 374 amino acids. Gene Ontology annotation, biological process: intracellular signal transduction. Lineage: Eukaryota; Fungi; Basidiomycota; Tremellomycetes; Tremellales; Cryptococcaceae. The transcript has 7 exons. The record is from RefSeq and is a predicted model, not a curated record. Gene Ontology annotation, molecular function: protein serine/threonine kinase activator activity.